AUGGACAAAGGUAAAGCAGUGAUGGGUACUGGUCGGAGAUGGGCCGUCGAAUUCUCCGAUCAAUCUACUGUUCCUUCUUCCCGCGACAUCCUCGAUCCCCCUGGCUUCUCUCGUGCUUCUCCGGAACAGGAUGAUUCAGCAACCAGUCGUCAAAAGAAAGAUGCUGAAGCUAAUUGGAAACUUCAGAAAGCAUGGGAAGUAGCGCAAUCUCCAUUUAAGAAUUUGAUGAUGAUGGGUUUUAUGAUGUGGAUGGCUGGAAACACAGUGCAUCUCUUCAGCAUUGGUAUUACAUUCUCGGCUCUUUGGCAGCCGAUCAGCGCUCUCCAGAGCGUUGGAAAGAGUAAGUUUCCUUCACUGCAUUCGUUCUUCUUCGCCUAA
Molecule: messenger RNA, 378 nt
Organism: Arabis nemorensis
Lineage: Eukaryota; Viridiplantae; Streptophyta; Magnoliopsida; Brassicales; Brassicaceae
Source: the annotation of a GenBank genome assembly